GCAGGGGCCUCUAGCCGACUUUAGACUACACACUUCGUAACAAAUUUUCGGUGAAUUGGACCGCCAUUCAUCCAUAUAUAUUAUAAUUCUCUUUGGCCAUUUAUCUGGCAACACAGUUAAUGGCAGCGGUGAAGUUGACGGUCCUUUCAUUGUUUUUCAAGAAUUAAAAUUUGUAAACAUACGAAAUUAUUGAUAAUAAAUUAAAAUUAACAUAAUUACAUAACAACAACACAAUGUCUUCAUACAAGCCCAUUGAUUCAAAAAGAGAGGAGUUUAGACGUUAUUUAGAACGAGCUGGUGUUAUGGACGCACUAACAAAAGUUCUCGUCAGUCUUUAUGAAGAACCUGAUAAGCCGGAAGAUGCAUUAGAAUAUGUUCGAAAACAUUUGGGCACUGAUAGUGGCGACGACGAACUAGAAGCAGCAAGAGCUCGCAUUGCAGAACUCGAAGCCGAAAAUGCACUGCUCAAAGGCGAGAGCGCUCCGACAGAAGGAUAAUCAUCUCAUGGUUAUCCUAACAAAAGAUCUCAUUAAUAUUAUUGAUCUCUUAACUAUUGUUAUUCCUAUAGAAGAACUUAGUGUUUUAAUUACUGACAGAGUAUUAUUUUUGUUAUGGAUGAGAAUGUUUAAUGUGUGUGCAUGAAUGCACAAUUAAAUUUUUUGGUUAAUUAUUUGUAAUUGAUUUAUUGCUAAAUGUACAAUAAAUUGAGUUGAUAAUUAUUA
Messenger RNA from Manduca sexta (tobacco hornworm), 722 nucleotides. Its product is annotated as c-Myc-binding protein. Gene Ontology annotation, biological process: regulation of DNA-templated transcription. The record is from RefSeq and is a predicted model, not a curated record. Bases 234 to 497 code for a protein of 87 amino acids. Gene Ontology annotation, cellular component: nucleus. The transcript has 2 exons. NCBI's taxonomy places the organism in Eukaryota, Metazoa, Arthropoda, Insecta, Lepidoptera, Sphingidae. Gene Ontology annotation, molecular function: transcription coactivator activity.